Molecule: messenger RNA, 375 nt
Organism: Cornus florida
Lineage: Eukaryota; Viridiplantae; Streptophyta; Magnoliopsida; Cornales; Cornaceae
Product: pollen-specific leucine-rich repeat extensin-like protein 3
Exons: 1
Coding region: 1-375 (124 amino acids)
Source: RefSeq, a predicted model, not a curated record
AUGUUGAGGCAUCCUAUAUUAUACAUAGACAAAGAUGAGUCUGGCUAUAACAUUGAUCCUAGCUUAACUUUUGAAAACCCGGGGCUCAAGAGAGCUUAUAUUGCUCUUCAAGCAUGGAAAAAAGCUAUGUACUCUGACCCUUUCAAUACAACUGGAAAUUGGGUUGGCGCGAAUGUGCGUGCCUAUAAUGGUAUACUCUGUUCACUGGCACGCGAUGAUCCUAAAUUGAAGGUUGUUUCUGGUGUCCAUCUUAACAAUGUUGACAUAGCUAGGUACUUUUCGAUUGAACUCACGCUCUUGAUUGAUCCCACCACAUUCCACAUAAACACUAACCGGUUUUGUGGAAUCAUCCCGGAUAGUUUCUUUAAACUGUAA